AUGCCCAACCCCGUGCAAGUCGCAACCAAGCGCAUCAAGCUCCCCGUCGAGGGCGAGAACGGCUACGCGGGCUUCCAGCCAGGCAAGACGGAGGUCCUCAAAGCCGGCGCGAACCCCUUCGACGCAAAGCCCGUCACCAGCGACAUCCGCAUCGACCACGACGUCGAGAUCAAGGUGCGCGAUGGCGCCCGCCUGUACAUCGACGUCUACCGCCCGGCCGACUCGACCGAGAAGGUCCCCGCCGUGCUGAGCUGGUCGUUCUACGGCAAGAAAUACAGCGCCCUGGACAUGCUGCCCAUGUGCGUGUGGAACUGCUGCGUUCCUCGCUCUGACCUGAGCGGCCUGGAGAAGUUCGAGGGUCUGGAUCCCGCGCACUGGUGUCCCAAGGGCUACGCCAUUGUCAGCGUCGACACGCGCGGCGCGGGCAACAGCGACGGCCAGAUCUGCGUCAUGGGCAGCCAGGAUGCUGAAGACGGCUACGAUGUUGUCGAAGCCGUGGCCGCUAUGGACUGGUGCAACGGCUCCGUUGGCAUGGCGGGCAACUCAGCUCUAGCCAUUGCCCAGUGGUUCAUCGCCGCCCAGCAGCCUCCCUCCCUCAAGGCCAUCGCCCCCUGGGAGGGCAUGUCGGACAUGUACCGCGAGCAGUUCUGCCGCGGCGGCUGGUUCUCGAUGAGCAACUUCGACCUCAUCGCCGACGCCAUCGUGCGCGGCCAGCCCAACGCCGGCCUCGAGGACUUCGACAGCAUGUACCGGCGCUCGCCCACGCAGAACGCCUACUGGAAGGACAAGCGCGUCGACAUGACCAAGAUCCGCUGCCCGGCCUACAUCCGCGGCUCCGACGUGAGCAGCAUCCACACCAUGGGCAGCGUGCGCGGCUGGAUGGAGAUUCCCCACGACAACAAGUGGAUUCACUGGGGCAGCAAGCAGGAGUGGUAUGAGCUGUACAGCAUCCCCGAGUCCAUGGACGAGCUCGGUGUUUUCUUCGACCGGUAUCUGAAGGAUAUUGACAACGGCUGGGAGAAGAACACGCCCAAGGUUCGAUGGUCUGCUCUACAGUUUGGCGAUCGUGAGGCCAUCGACGACAUUGUUCUCGAAGACUUUCCCGUCCCGAACACCGAAUACCGCGAGCUCUUUCUGAACCCCGACAACAAGCUCCAGCCCACCCGCAAUGCCGCCCUCAGCACCGUCACGCACAACUCCGAGGACUUCAAGAGCUUCUCCGAGUUUACAUAUACCUUCGCCGAGCCCGCUCGCCUGAUCGGCUUGCCCAAGGCCACUCUGUACAUGUCCUGCGACGCUCAGGAUGACUUUACCGUCUUUGUCAUCCUGCGAAAGAAGGACAAGGACGGCAAGGACCUGAUGCACUUGAACUUCCCGUUCAAGGCUACCCCGAUCAAGUCCAUCGCUGAGAUUGCGACCAAGGACCAGGCCAGCUUGAACCUUCACCUCGGCUCGAUUGGCAUCCUGCGCGCAUCCCAGCGAGCAGUCGACGAGUCUCGAAGCAUCCAUCCCCAGUUCCCCUUCCAUCCCCACGCCAAACAAGACAAGAUUAAGCCCGGAAACAUUGUCAAACUUGAGAUUGGCAUUUGGGCUAUGGGUGUUGACUUUGACGCGGGCGAGAGUAUCAGCAUUAGAAUUGGUGGCCAAUUCCCAGGCAUCGCCGAGUACAGCUCAUUCUCCGGACCAAGACCCGAGGAGGAGCAAAACCGCGGCCAACAUACUAUCCACUUUGGUGCUGAAUAUCCCAGCUCCGUUAUUCUACCCUUCACCCCUCGGUAA
Molecule: messenger RNA, 1779 nt
Organism: Ilyonectria robusta
Lineage: Eukaryota; Fungi; Ascomycota; Sordariomycetes; Hypocreales; Nectriaceae
Product: putative acyl esterase
Exons: 2
Coding region: 1-1779 (592 amino acids)
Molecular function (GO): dipeptidyl-peptidase activity
Source: RefSeq, a predicted model, not a curated record